AUGUCUCACUCCGUCAGAUUUGUCAUGGAUGACGAUGAUACAGUAUUUAAAGGAAGAGUGCUUAAGUCUGCAACCGGACGUCAACGCCAAACAACUAUGGUGACCAAAACGCCAUUGCAAUCUGAGACGUCAUCGGUUCCAAGGUGGUCCAGCACAGCCAUGGAUUACACCAGAAAGCGACGCUUGUUACAGAAGCGAUCUGCAAAAUCUAGGCCUAAUUCCCCACAAAACUCCGGUUACACCAGCCUCAGAAGAACUUUUCAAUAUGGCGUAGUAAGACACAGGGAAUAUUACCGUGAAUACGAAGUCAAAUUCAACGGUUCCCCUUUAAUGCUUUUACCAAAUGCUAGAGUUCGGGCCCAGGUUAACCUGGAUAUGUUCGGGAGCAGUCUGAGAGAAGGCAGUGUUAUUCCAGUAGACCCAAAUACAACCCUUCAGCUAAGCACCGUGGCUGGCGUCUUCAACCCUACCCACGGGGCUUAUGGUGUUAGAAAUCCUCGGUGGGACAGGCCAAUGUCCAGCUCCGGGGUCGUAGAAAUAGAGAAUGGCCAAUUGAGAUACCAACGAAUUCUUACCAGCAGGCCGUCUUCGGUCGGCGAUGAUUCUUUGCCGUCAUCACAGUCGCCAGAGGUGGAAUCGAACUCUGAACGCGCGCUUUCAGACCAUUUGGUAGCACCGGAAUACCCGGAAGACUUAGACUCAUUAUUUCCUGUGACCACUCCUAGUGCCAAAGAUCGUCUUCCUGCAUAUCUAGACAAUUACGCCAAAGAAGCAGAAGUGAAGUUGUUCGGGAGGAGACGAAAUACCAUAGCUAACAUCCCAUCGAGCAGUCUACCCAACCCAGGGCAGGAGAAAAGAAUCAGUAUCGAUUUGCCGCCUGUCAAUCACCUCAAUGGCAUCGCCAAUUAUCUUGAUUGGAUAUUUACUACAUUUGGAGACAGAAAGGAAUUACAACAUUUACCCAGAAACAACUAUGUGGUGCGCGGCUCAAAUCCAUAUUUCACCAAUUUCGUCUACAAAGUUCCCUUGCACGAGCGGGUUGAUGGCGGCGAGGGUCAAGAUGAUGAGGAGCAGGUGCGGCAACACCCACCCCAAAAGAGCCCCCUCCAGCCAGGCCGGCAGAACAGUUACAGGGUUCGCCGACGUCAUAGUGUUCCAGUUAACCUCAAGGCAAAGGCCGGCUGUAGCGGGGCGGAAGGUCGGCCGGGGUCCCCUUCGUCUUCCGUCACUCGCACGGACCUGGACGAAGACGAGAUGGAUAUGACCGUGGAGUUCAAGAAUCUCAUAGGUGAAACAUGGCUCCAACAUUUGUAUCACACCAACUAAACAACAAAAAUGCCAUCUAUAAUUUCAUACAAAUUUAUUUACGCCAUACACGUACGUGUUAGCCCCGCAUUUGAUAAGUUAUUUGACUUUAUGAGUGAGUAAAUUCAAAUAAGGGGAGGUAGCUAUGCUUACUUUUUAUAUUUUAUCAUUUCUUAUUUUAGGUAUAACACACACUGUAAACAGAUUGGAAUAGCUUUCAAUCCUCUUGUGUACAGUCGUGUGGAUUGGAGAAGUCAAUAAUUUUAAUUCACGAUUAGUGCGCCUUAACUGGGCAUUGAAGGGAAGUAACUCGA
Messenger RNA from Liolophura sinensis, 1619 nucleotides. RefSeq lists its product as uncharacterized. The coding region runs from base 1 to 1326 and encodes 441 amino acids. The record is from RefSeq and is a predicted model, not a curated record. Lineage: Eukaryota; Metazoa; Mollusca; Polyplacophora; Chitonida; Chitonidae. The transcript is spliced from 5 exons.